Messenger RNA from Sphenostylis stenocarpa, 1668 nucleotides. NCBI's taxonomy places the organism in Eukaryota, Viridiplantae, Streptophyta, Magnoliopsida, Fabales, Fabaceae. The record is from the annotation of a GenBank genome assembly.
AUGAAGGCUCUAAGACUUCUCUUCAUGAUGACUUAUCUAGGUUCAUUCUUCCUUGCAAGCCCAGAAGCAGACUCGUGUACCAGCAAUCUAAGCCUCAAUGUUUCUAUCCCCUUUGAUACAACCAACCUGCACUGCCUUUCUGUAUGGGAUGCUCAAAGUUUCAUCCUCAGAUAUGCUCAGACUUCUGUCAACAUUUGGAGCUUCAUUCUCUCAACCCCAGACGCAAAUUCUUACAUAGCUAUGGGAUUCUCUGUCACUGGCGGCAUGGUUGGUUCGAGUGCCAUGGUGGGGUGGGUGGCAUCAAGAGGAGCCAGUGGAGGGAUCAAGCAGUAUUAUCUUGGUGGGGUCACUCCAAAUCAGGUGGUUCCUGAUAAGGGCAACCUACAGGUUAUAGCUAAUUCAACCUUCAUCACUUUGCAGUCCUCUCGUCUGUUCAUGGUGUUUCAGUUACAAACCACUGAACCUUUGUCCUCUCUGAUAUUUGCCACUGGAUCCACCGGUUUAUUCCCUGGACCACCGAGCUUUGUACUAACAAAACACCUAGACAAGGUUUCCACAAGAAUAGACUACUCAAAAGCCAACAUUGGAAGUUCACAAGGGGAUGGAAAUUCUUCACAAGUGGAUGGAAGCACUUCGCAAGCAGCUGACUCCUGCGUCUCCAAGCUAAACCUCAGUGUUCCUCUCCUCUUCGACACAACCAAUCUCAAUUGUCUUCCUGUUUGGAAUGCUCAAGGAUACAUCCUUAGAUAUUCUCAGACUUCUCCAAACAUAUGGAGCUUCGUUCUCUCAGCACCGAACCCAAAUUCUUACAUAGCAUUUGGAUUCUCUCCCAAUGGAGGUAUGGUGGGUUCAAGUGCCAUUGUGGGGUGGAUCUCAUCCAGUGGGUUAGGUGGAGGCAUGAAACAGUAUUAUCUAACAGGACUCGCACCAAACCAAGUGGUGCCAGAUAGAGGCAACUUGAAAGUUCUCACCAACUCAACCUUCAUUACAUCACAGUCCUCACGUUUGUACAUGGCCUUCCAGUUAGAAACCAACCAACCUCUGUCCCAGUUGAUUUAUGCCUUUGGACCAAACGGUGUGUUCCCUUCAACACCAAGUUUUGCAUUAACACACCACCAAGACAAAGUCUCCAUUACGUUGAAUUACGCAACAGGUUCAAGUGCAUUGGGAAACUCAUACAUGAACCUGAAAAGAAGCCAUGGAGUGUUGAAUAUCUUGGGAUGGGGCAUCCUAAUCAUAAUGGGAGCAAUAGUUGCUCGUUACUUCAGGGAAUGGGAUCCAUUUUGGUUUUAUUUCCACGCAUCAGUUCAAUCAUUGGGUUUUGUUCUGGGAGUAAUUGGUGUAAUUAGUGGUCUUGUCUUGAAUAAUCAACUCCAUGUUGACGUUAGUCUUCACAAGGCUCUUGGAAUCAUCAUUUUCGUUCUAGCCUGCCUCCAGAUAAUGGCUUUGCUUGGUCGACCAAAGAAGGAAUCAAAAGUGAGAAAGUAUUGGAAUUUAUACCAUCAUAACACGGGGAGAAUUUUGAUCAUACUAGCCGUGGCUAACAUUUUCUACGGAAUCCGAUUAGGGAAGGAGGGAAGUGGAUGGAAUAUAGGUUAUGGGAUUGUUCUGGCCAUAUUACUCACCAUGGCAAUUACUUUUGAGACUCAACUGUGCAGUAGAGACUAA